AGCAUCUCCAAACUUUGAUUUCCCAUGGCAGCCUUUUCAAGAAGGCUAACUUUUUCUUUGGUGCUCUUGUUUCUAUUUUUAAGCUUCACGGAAGCUAAAGAAUUCUUGGUUGGUGGGAAGACAGACGCUUGGAAGAUCCCAUCCUCUGAAUCAGACUCGCUCAACAAAUGGGCUGAAAUUUCCCGUUUCCGCAUUGGCGACUCUCUCGUAUGGAAAUAUGAUGGUGGCAAAGACUCAGUGCUGCAAGUGACUAAGGAGGCUUAUGGAAGCUGCAAUACCUCAAACUCAAUAGCAGAGUACAAGGACGGAAGCACCAAGGUGAAGCUCGAGAAGUCAGGGCCAUUUUACUUCAUCAGUGGAGCUGAGGGUCACUGUGAGCAAGGCCAGAAAUUGAUUGUGGUUGUGUUGUCUCCAAGGCACAGGUACACUGGAAUCACCCCAGCACCUUCUCCUGCGGAAAUUGAGGGUCCCGCCAUUGCUCCUACAAGCAGUGCUACAGGGUUGAAGGCUGGUUUCUUGGUGACACUGGGGGUUUUGGUUUUCGGGUUGUUUUGAGAUGUGACUGGAUUUUUUUUUUUUUUGGCUUUGAGAGAUGGUUUGGGUUUUGUUAUCCAUUAUUGUUGGGGAGAUUAUUUCAUUCUUUUUACAUGUAGUUGAGAUUACAACUUAUCAGUUUACCCUACUUUAAUGAUAUGUUAAUCCGUACUGAAUUGUUUCCUGUUGAUAGCUGUUGCAACUGACCCAGAAACCUGUAAGAUUUCAUCAACACAAUAACAGCACGAAUCAGGGUCAGAAGAGGAAAAUGAAGGAAAUAAACCAAUUCAGUAAUGUGAAAAGAAAAGGUUGGCUAAUGGAAUUU
Durio zibethinus is the source of this 859-nucleotide messenger RNA. Its product is annotated as early nodulin-like protein 15. NCBI's taxonomy places the organism in Eukaryota, Viridiplantae, Streptophyta, Magnoliopsida, Malvales, Malvaceae. Gene Ontology annotation, molecular function: electron transfer activity. Gene Ontology annotation, cellular component: plasma membrane. The record is from RefSeq and is a predicted model, not a curated record.